Messenger RNA from Ceratina calcarata, 1402 nucleotides. RefSeq lists its product as uncharacterized. Lineage: Eukaryota; Metazoa; Arthropoda; Insecta; Hymenoptera; Apidae. The record is from RefSeq and is a predicted model, not a curated record. The transcript is spliced from 3 exons. The coding region runs from base 381 to 950 and encodes 189 amino acids.
CGCUCUCGCAGCUUAGAAUUCCGCGAUUUAUUUUCCGUCUCGGUGUUCAUAAUCGCCGGAACCCGAACGUUUCAGGGAAACGUCAAACCGGAAUGUAAAAGCUGCUGACGGAGCAGCUAGAAAUUUCUUGCUUAAUAUUCCUCCCCCCCUUCCCUCCUCCUGCUUUAUUCUUCGCUCUACGUUAAUACCGUGUGCAAGGUGUCUUAGUGUGGCUCAUCUGUUGUUAUCGAAUGCAUAAUUUUCAUUAGCGGAAUAAAUAAGCAAUUAGUCUGGCACAAUAAUUCAAAUUUGCUCAACUAGAUAAGAUAUUUGAUUAUUUCUCAACAAAAUUAACUUCUUAAAGAAUUCGUUAACAGAUUGCACUCCUAAUUAAUCAUACCAUGGAACGGUCUGUAAUCGCCUUACGACGGAUUAAUGGAUCAGGCAACUGUUACGAGGAACGUUCUGUUUCAUUAUUUUUUCGUCUACCAAGCAUCCACGGUGCAUCCACUCACAAUUCUCUCUGCGUACACGGAACGAUGAAGAACAAUCUGACUUUCGUGGUUGUCCUGGCGAUCUUUGUGGUCGUCGUCGAUGGGCGGGUUUACUACUUGCCAAGUUUGGACGAAAAUCGAUACUCCGACUUAACUUACCCCAUUCCGAACGAGCAAUCAUCGCGCGAUUUGGAUUUGAGCUUCUCCGCAGGGGAAUCGAACGACCUGGAUAAUAAGAUUCGUACUUUUAAAAAGGUGUACACGGCCGUCGCGCCUGAAAGGCCGCUCAUUGAAAUGAACAAAGAGGAGUUACCGAUUACACGUUACAAAUUAGUUGAAGCACCUGUUAAGAGACUUGGUUCGGAUGAUGUCAUUGUGAUCCCGGAGUUGAACCGCAAAACAGUGAAAAUCGAUGGCAACAACAAGGGCGAAGUGAUCUUGGAACUGCGUGUUAUUGCCAAUCACGGUAGUGCUUAAACAAUUUCGACCACAAGUACUUCAUAAAAUUGGAUGUAACAUAUGGAUGUAAUAAGUGUUUUGCAAUGUAACAAUUAAUAAGUUUAUAUCUGCUUUUGGUAUUUUUAUUAAUACUGAAUAACAUUUUAUUGAUAAUCAUUUUAUAGAAUUUUUUGAUAUGAUUUAUGAAAUAAUGAGAUCAUAAACGGAAUAUUACUCGUUUUAAAACAAUGUUUUUGGAAAACUACAUUGAAAACGUGUUUUCACCCAUAUAAUCGCGUGUAAAUACGCGGACUAUGUUUUUUCAUUCGGUCCCACAAAUGAAUUCGGCAGAUCGAUAUCUCCUGUCAGAUAUUCCUUCGUCCCUAACAGCCGAACGCAUCUCUUGUCAUUGUGUGAAUACGUAUUCGAGUCUGGACUCCCCUAAUUUGUGCUCUGUCAACGACCGCGUCAAAGAGAGUCCUGUCGAUGAU